Microtus ochrogaster (prairie vole) is the source of this 6964-nucleotide messenger RNA. RefSeq names its product tRNA guanosine 2 -O-methyltransferase TARBP1 (gene Tarbp1). Lineage: Eukaryota; Metazoa; Chordata; Mammalia; Rodentia; Cricetidae. The record is from RefSeq and is a predicted model, not a curated record. Gene Ontology annotation, molecular function: RNA binding; tRNA (guanine) methyltransferase activity. Gene Ontology annotation, biological process: tRNA methylation.
AUGGAGCGGGUGUUGGCGGACGCGCUUCUGGCGCAGAGCCGGGAGCCCUGCGCGCUGUUGGGGGCACUGUGUGGCGGGGAGGCGAGUGCGGAGCGGGCGGAGACUCUGCGCCUGGUGCUGCAACGGCUGGAGGAGCGCGGCGCUGGCGCCGGCGGGCUGGCCGAGGCGGCGCACGAGGUGGCUAGGGGCCACCUGGUGCCCUGGCUGCACGCGUCCCCCCGUGGAGAGCCCGCGGGGCCGCGUGUGCUCCGGGCGGCGAGCGCGGCGCUGCGGUCGUGCGCGCGCCUGGCAGGGCCCGAACUGGCAGUGGCGCUGGCUGAGGAGGCGCUGCGCGAGCUUCCGAACGUGCCGGCCGUGGAGCUUCUGGCUGCCGUGGCGCCGUGUCUGCGCGCCCUCGAUGAUGCCCCGUUGCUGCGUCGCCUGGCGCGCGCGUCCGUGGAGCUGGCGCUGGCCGGGGACGCGCCGCCGGUGGUGGGCGCGCGCCUGCUGCCCGCGCUGGCACAGAGUGCAGAACCGGCGUUGCGCGCGGCUUGGGACGCGCUGGCUUCCCCGGGACCCGGAGCUGAGGGCCGCACUGGGCCAGAGCUGCUGGUGCUGAGCGCGCUGGCCGAGAAACUACUGUCGGCUCGUGCGCGCCAUGAGGACCUCGACGCGCGCCUCCGCGGCCGCUUCUGGAGAACCGUGCAGGCUGGACUGGGCUGCACACACGACGCGCUCACGCGCAAGCGCGCGCGCUACCUGCUGCAGAGGGCUGUGCAGGUGUCUGCAGAGCUGGCGAUGGACUGUACCUGCGGUCCCCAGGACACAAUGGGUCCAAGCCUAUUCUGGUGGUCUGAGAAGAAAAAAGACGAGCUUCUAAAGUUCUGGGAAAACUAUAUCUUGAUCAUGGAAGUCCUAGAAGGAAAUCAGAUACAUGUCAUAAAGCCAGUCUUACCCAAGCUAAACAGUCUGUUUGAAUACGCAGUAUCAGAGGAAAAUGGCUGCUGGCUCGUUCAUCCCUCCUGGCUCGUGUGCAUUUAUACAAGAAUGUUUGAAAGCGAGAAUAAAAUCCUGACCAAAGAAGGCGUGAUCCACUUCUUGGAGCUGUAUGCCGUGAGAUCGCCUCCGUAUUCACCGGAACUCUCUGAGUUUAUCACUGGCCCGCUGAUGGAUGCCCUCUCAGAGAGUUGUCUGUACAGCAGAUCCCCAGGGCAACUGUCGGGAAGUGGCUCUCCCCUGGGAUUAAAGCUGCAGACGUUUCUGGUCGCUUACGUUUCUCUUCUUCCAGAAGAAGCAAAGAGUCGUUUCCUGUUGAAGUUCAUCCAGAGGAUGGCAGAUAGACACUGGUGUGCGGUGCCAGUGUUGUUCCUCUCCAGGGCUUUGGCAGGUGUGCCCAGAUGUAAGGCCCUGGGUGGAGAAGGGCUUCUAGCCCUCAGGGACGUUCUCCAGUGCACCAUGAUCACACACCAGGUCCUCCUGAGAGGGGCAGCACAGUGCUAUCUUCUGCAGACAGCCAUGCGUCUGGUGGACGUGGAGAAAGUGUCUUUUUCUGAUGUCUCCGCCUUUCUCGUGUCUCUGAGACAAGAGGAGUCCUUGGCACGAGGGACUGGAUUGUGGACAGAGCUCUGUGACUGGCUGUGCAUCAAUGAAAAAUACUUCAGACAGUCCUCGAUUGGUGGCUCUGAUGGGCACGAGACAUCGCUAAAUGCUUACGUGAAAAACCUAGUUCAGGAGUUCGUGAAGUCUCCUGGUUGGGAAACAGGAGAAAGCGGCUUCAUGCCAGACUGGUUUGAAGCCAGGCUGACCUCUCUGAUGGUUCUGCUGGCUGUGGACGUGGAAGAAAUGAAGACCCAAUUCAGGGAAAAGCAGAGGACUCAGAAUGUGCUGCGGAUCUUCUUAGACCCCCUGCUGGAUGCUCUGGGGAAGCUGGGCACCAACGCCUACAUGCCUUUGCUGAGGACUGACAGGUGCCUCCAGCUGCUGGUGAGGUUGCUGCGUUCUUCUGUGCCAAGAGGUUCCAGUGGCCAGGAUGAUGAGGUGUCCACCGUCCUCCAGACCUCCGUCCUGUCUGCUGCUGAGAGUGUGGCUCAGUUUGUGCUCAGGAGACUCACCAUGAACGAGCUGCAGAGUGUGGCAGAUCUGGACCGCUGCCAGCUAUACCUAACGGUGUUGGCUGAGCUCACGAGUCUCCAGGUGAAGCUGGGCUGGAAAGCAGGCAACCCCAUCACCCGAAUCAUCUCUCCUUUGAAAAACGCAUGCAUUCACCAUCUGCAGGGAGCUGAGGACAAACAGGAGCCAACCCUAGGUCGUCAGGUGCAGAGAGCGGUCAGCAUGGCUACCCUGGCAGCUCUGUGUGAGGCUGUGGACCGGCACCCAGUGCUGCAGCUGGAGUCUACCGAUGCCGAGCCCAUGGACAGGUUCCUGUCAGCUCUUCCACUCAAUCAGAUGCUGAAGAAGCCCCGCUCAGAGGAGCAGAACAGCUGUGUGCAUCCCUUGGAGAACGGCAGUGCUUUUGAAGAAUCGCCAUCUUCUCAAGGAUGGGGGAAAACAGUGGCCCAGUAUCUGCAUGAUCAGUGGGUCUGCCUCUGCUGGCUGCUGAGGAAACACCGCCUCCUUAUCCCAGCCACGGAAAGUGACACGCUGGAGUGCUGUUUCCCUGCUGUCCAGAUGCCUGUGCAGACCCUGCGGUCGGCCCUGGAUGUCCUCACCGUGCUCCCUGCCGGCCACAUCUUACCUGUGUUCCACUGCAUGGAGAUGCUGGUUCCCAAGCUCCUGACUUCUGAUGAGUCGCUCUGUAUAGAAUCUUUUGACCUGGCCUGGAAAACGAUAUCUUCCCUGAGCAACACCCAGCUGACGUUCUGGCCUAACUUAAAAGCUUUCGUCCACUUUGUUUUCGAUAAUGAAAUUCUUACCGUUGCUGCAGAACUCAAGGGCCAGGCAUACUUCAGGAUCAAGGAGAUUAUGUGUGAGAUUAUCGAAAUGUCCUCCAUGAAAACAGGGGCCUUCAACAUUCUGAUCCGUCACUGCUGCCAGUCUUGGGUAGCUGCUUCUUCUGGGGUGUCCCAGGGCUCACUCUCCAGUGCUAAGGAUUACAGUGAACUUGUCCUGGAGGCUUGUGUGUUUGGAACAGUGUUUAGGCGCGAUCAGAGACUUAUUCAGGAUGUCCAAACCUUCAUAGAAAACCUUGGACCCGACUGUGCUGCAAACAUCAUCAUAGAGGACACUAAGAGAGAAGAUUAUUAUGUGCGAAUCUGUGCUGUCAAGUUUUUGUGUCUGCUAGAUGGCUCCGACAUGUCCCACAAAUUGUUUAUAGAAGAUCUUGCCAUCAGACUCCUGGAUAAGGAUGAGUCCGCAUCCAGAUCCAGAGCUCGCUACCAUGAGAACUCCCUCCAGCACCGGGUGAAGAACCGGGUGUGGCAGACGCUGCUUGUCCUGUUCCCCAGAUUUGAUCAGAACUUCUUGAAUGGAAUUAUUGACAAGAUUUUCCAUGCUGGCUUCACCAACAAUCAAGCAUCUAUAAAAUAUUUUAUUGAGUGGAUUAUUAUAUUGAUUCUUCAUAAAUUCCCUCAGUUUCUUCCAAAGUUCUGGGACUGUUUUUCUUACGGUGAAGAAAAACUUAAAACAAGCAUUUGUACAUUUUUAUCUGUUUUAUCACAUUUGGACAUCAUCAUUCAGAAUAUUCCGGAAAAGAAGCUGGUUCUGAAGCAGGCCCUCACCGUUGCCCUGCAGUGGUGUCUGAGCCACAACUUCAGCGUCCGACUCUACGCUCUGGUGGCCCUCAAGAAGGCCUGGCACCUGUGUAAAGCCCUGCAGUUCCAAGAGUGUGACGCCUGGACCACAGUCAUUGAGUGCAGCCUCAGCCAGGCGGAAAGCAUGCACGGAGCAGGGAAUGCCAGGAAGAACUGGCAGCGCAUCCAGGACCAUUUCUUCUUCUCCACGUUCCACCCCCUGAAGGACUACUGUCUGGAGACCAUAUUUUACACCCUCCCACGGCUCUCGGGUGUCACUGAAGAGGAGUGGAUCGCCCUGGAUAAAUUUGCCAGCUUCACAGACAUCCCUUCCAAUGAAGGGUCCCCAUGGUACCGAUCUGAAACCACACUGAGUGAGCUGAGUCCCGGAGACUGGUCCCAGCAGGACGGAGGGUCUAUCUUGGGUGAGGCAGACAGACAAUCAGAGUGGGCAGAUGUCCAGAAGAAGAUCAUCCCGUGGGGACACAAGGCUCUGGAGUCAGACCUGGAGCUUCUGUUUCAGGAUCGGGCCGCCAAGCUAGGCAAGUCCAUCAGUAGACUCAUCGUUGUGGCCUCGCUCAUCGACAAGCCAACCAACUUAGGAGGGCUGUGCCGCACCUGUGAGGUGUUUGGAGCUGCGGCACUCGUGGUCGGGAGUCUUCAGUGUGUCAGCGACAGGCAGUUCCAGCACCUCAGUGUGUCUGCAGAGCAGUGGCUCCCUCUGCUAGAGGUGAGACCGGCGCAGCUGACAGAUUAUCUGCAGCAGAAAAAGGCGGAAGGCUACACUGUCAUCGGUGUGGAGCAGACGGCGCAGAGCUCAGACCUGGCCCAGUUCUGCUUCCCUGAGAAGUCGCUGCUCCUGUUGGGAAAUGAGCGGGAAGGGAUCCCAGCUGACCUGAUCCAGCAGCUGGACGUAUGUGUGGAGAUUCCUCAGCAGGGCAUCAUCCGCUCACUGAACGUGCACGUGAGCGGGGCUCUACUCAUCUGGGAGUACACAAGGCAGCAGCUGCUUGGGUGUGUGGGGCCUGCAUCCUGAGACUGAGCCUCGCCCACCAUCUCUCAUGGUGCUAAAGAUGGUGCUUAUAACCUACCAGAUGGAUGAAAUAUUCUGAGGUGUCACGGGAUUAUCUGCAUCUCUCUAACCUUGCACCUCAAUGCCAAAACCUGUUUAUGUGCCUUAAAGUCUGUUACUGUAUAUUGUCCCCUAAAUCAAAUGACCUUUUUAAAUAUUUUAAGCAACUAUGGAACUCUUUAAAAAAUGAAUUUUUAAAAAUGUUCUUCCUAGAAACCAGUAUUGUCAGGGUGGCUGUGCUAAUGGUGUGGAAGAAUUAAAGUUAUUACUUAUGGCCACCUGCGCCCUUCUGUUUUAAUAUAUGGCAAAAUGUGAAUCUGCCCUAGGCUGUUUCCAAAGCUGUGAAUUCAGCCAUUGUUCACGUUAGGCUUAAAUGGUAUUUGUCUUACUGUGCUUCCGGUGGUGGUGAGAAAUCUGUCUCCAAGGACGAUAAUCAUGGCCCCAGGACUGUUGGUCCACCCCUGCAAAUCCCUACUGAAACCAAGAAUGAAGCCCGUGAGUGCUUUAUGCUUUGAUGGCUGAUUAUUUAAGGAUGAUCAUUAUUAACUGCCCAGCAAGGAACUUGCUAUCCCUGGAACCCUUUGAGUAAUACUCAGAUUUCAGGGUCCUUUGUCUAUUCAUUGCCUUGUGUAGUUUUGAGGCUUUGAUUUGCCACAGGGUUUCAAGCCUAGAACAUCGAUCAGAGCAGCUGCCACUCCUGUGACCUGAGGUAACCGACACUAUCACAGUUUGGCUUCUUUCAGGUAGCAGAAUGCAUCCAUGGCCCAUCCGGGUCAUGUUGUUGGCAUUCCGCCCAUUAUAGGGCAUUUGAAUUUAGGGACUGUGUUAACACUGCAGGCUUUGCUUUCGGUUCAUUUGGUGAAGCACCUAGGAGUGGGGCUUCUGGGUCAUAAAGUCAGCGUGUUUUACCUGAAAACCUCUGCAGAGGGCUUUCCGAGUUUACAGUAUCACAGAGGGUGACUUGUUCUGCAUCCUUGUCAUUUGGUAUUGUCAGCCUUUUAAUUUAAGCCAUUCUAGCAGGUAUCUAUAGUGACCUAUCAGUAUAGUAUUUAUUUUCAUUAUUCUAAUAUUUAACGAUAUGGAGGCUCUUUUCAGAUAUUCAUCUUCCACUGUAUUUUAAGAAAUAUCUGUGGGGUAAGAGGACCAAUGAAAGAAACACACCCUGACCCUGAGACCAGAGCCAGUUCACUGGCCUUGAGACCUAAGCCUAAAGGUUAAAAAGGGCCAGUGAAAGAAACACACCUCAGGGGCUGGAGAGAUGGCUCAGUGGUUAAGAGCACUGGUUGCUCUUCCAGAGGUCCUGAGUUCAAUUCCCAGCAACCACAUAGUGGCUCACAACCAUAUUUAAUGAGACCUGGUGCCCUCUUCUGGCAUACAUACAUGGAAGCAGAAUGUUGUAUACAUAAUAAAUAAAUAAAUAAAUAAAUAAAUAAAUCUUAAAAAAAAGAAAAAAGAAAUACACCUUGGCCCUGAAACCAGAGCCAAACAAACACACUCUGCCCCUGACCAGCUAGGCAGAAAAACCAGUCAAUCCCUGGGCAUGAAACCAACCCCUUGCACAAGAAAUCCAGCCAGUCUCUGAGCUUGUCCAAGCUCAAGGUUUGAAAUCCAACCAAUUCCACUCUGAAAAUCUUCACCCUGGAAAAACUCCGCCCCUAAGAAGCCCUAUAUAAGCUCUGUACCUGUUCAGUUGGCAGCUGCCUUUUCCUACCAUGGCAGAAGCAGCCACCCUCAGGAUUCCUCCUUCCCAAUAAAUCUCUUGAAUGAGGUUUGAGUGAGACCUUUCCCUGGAGUGCAGCAGAACCUUCCCUGGCAGAGUAGAGCUGUUCUACUCCGGCAGACCUCAGAGUUAUUCCACUGAGGAAACCUUUUCUUGAAGCAGGGCUGCACACGGCUCCGCUUCCGUCGAGUCUGCCAGAAUUCCUUUCCAUCUGAGCUGGAAUCCUUACAAUAUCUAUUUGCAUAAUUUGCUCACUUUUUAAACAGGUUCAUUUUUCUUAUUAAGAAUCAUGAAGUUUUUGUUUUUGUAUUCUGAAUACAAGCUCUGUAAGAAAUACACGAUUUGAAGUAUUGUCUGCAGGUUUGUGAGUUACUGUUCAUUUCUGGGGGUUCAUCGUUUUCUUAAUCACCUUGGAAUAGACUCAGGCACUGUCUGAUCAUUGAGGACAUUUGAACAACUUUUAUU